CUCACUCUCCCUAGAGGUCCGCACUGCGCUUGCGCCGACGCCGGCGCUCUUGCUCAAGAAGCGGCUGGUGGCCGCUGCCCGAGAGGAGUAGCUAGCUGGGCAGUCCCCGGAAAUGAACUCUAUUCUGUCACACGGACUGCAGCGAUGAUAGUUGCUCUACCGCCGAGAGUUUAGGGCGUCUCAGAACUAUGCUUUAAUAGGCAGUCUUCUACCUGGACCUUAAUGCAAAGCAAUCGUCGUUUUCAAGACACCAAGAUACAAGGUACAUGCUUUGGAGUCGUAGGAGAAUUGUGGAUUCAAAAGGAGUAAGUCAUUUAUUAGUCUGUGCUGGGUGGGUGGCACUUGACAGAUUGUGCUGUUUAUGGGCCCACCCAAUGGCUUCAGUUAUCCAGUUUUCUCAAAAUGGACUGCUUAAGUUACAGCAUAGGAGAAAUGUGAAUAAUGACCUGUAAUGGCCAAAUACUACAGUGAAGUUCCAAGUCUGCAACAGGAAGAUUCAGUUAUAGAAGGAGUAAGUGAUCAAGUGCUUGUGGCAGUGGUGGUCAGUUUUGCUUUGAUUGCUACUCUCCUAUAUGCACUUUUCAGAAAUGUACAGCAGAACAUUCAUCCAGAAAACCAAGAACUAGUCAGGGUGCUUCGAGAACAACUUCAAACAGAACAGGAUGUCCCUGCUCCUGCUCGACAGCAGUUCUACACUGAAAUGUACUGCCCAGUCUGCUUACACCAGGCCUCCUUUCCCGUUGAAACAAAUUGUGGACAUCUUUUCUGUGGUUCCUGCAUAAUUGCAUACUGGCGAUAUGGGUCCUGGCUUGGUGCAAUCAGUUGUCCAAUCUGUAGACAAACGGUAACUCUACUCCUAACAGUAUUUGGUGAAGAUGAUCAGUCUCAGGAUGUUGUAAGAUUGCGUCAAGAUGUUAAUGAUUAUAACCGGAGAUUCUCAGGGCAGCCUAGAUCUAUUAUGGAAAGAAUCAUGGAUCUCCCCACCUUGCUGAGACAUGCUUUCAGGGAAGUGUUUUCAGUUGGGGGUCUCUUCUGGAUGUUCCGAAUUAGGAUAAUGCUUUGUUUAAUGGGAGCUUUUUUCUAUCUAAUAUCACCUCUAGACUUUGUACCUGAAGCCUUGUUUGGAAUUCUGGGCUUUCUAGAUGACUUCUUUGUUAUCUUUUUGUUGCUUAUCUACAUCUCUAUUAUGUAUCGAGAAGUAAUAACCCAAAGACUGACUAGAUGAAAAAAUUAGUUUACUAGAAUAUCUAAGCUUAUAUUAAAAAAACAAACAAAAGGAUCCAUGGAAGUAUCAAUCACCUAAAUAUUACUUUACAAGCUUAAAACAUUUGGUUAUCAUUUGACAAAUGCCUAACAAUAUACAACUGGAAUUUUUGCAUACUGCAGGUUCUAAUGUUAAGAUCAGAUUUAUAGUGAUCUAUAGUUUUAUCUCAAUUCUGUGUUGUCUGUAAAAAAGUAUGAAACCAAUUGAAAAGGGAUACUUUGUUGUUUUCUUUUUCUCAAAAUUAGCUUAUUUAGAUACAUAGUUCAGUAUUGCUACAUGUACAAAUCAUUAUCCUAGAACUUUGAAACUUAUCUAAAUAUUUUUGUUAAAGUCAAAUACUGUAUGAUGCUAGGGAAAAGCCAGUGUCUUUGUGGACUUGGAACAGCUCUGCUUUUUCAUUUUUGUCCAAUUCUGUGAUCAAUUGAAGAGGAAAGAAAUGUGAACUUCAUGAUUUGACUACAUUUUCAGUCUAUGGAACACUUUAAUCAAUAGGAGAAUUAACCAAGUGAAAAACAUGCAUCUCCUGGAGGCACUUUUGACAUUCAUUUGUGACAUUUAACCAAGAGUUUGGCCUUUUUU
Messenger RNA from Phodopus roborovskii (desert hamster), 1843 nucleotides. RefSeq names its product ring finger protein 170 (gene Rnf170). The coding region runs from base 452 to 1225 and encodes 257 amino acids. The record is from RefSeq and is a predicted model, not a curated record. The transcript has 9 exons. Gene Ontology annotation, molecular function: ubiquitin protein ligase activity. NCBI's taxonomy places the organism in Eukaryota, Metazoa, Chordata, Mammalia, Rodentia, Cricetidae.